AAACCCCUGAAUUUCAAUUUUGAAAUGAAUUUGCUCUGCACUCUCUCUUCUCACCGACGAUGCUGAGCACCGCGGGAGCCGCGAUGGCUUCUUGGUUUUGUGUCGAGAUCGUCUCCGGGAACGGCCACACUUACAGCGUGAAGUACGGUUGGUCUCCGGCGAUGGAGAGGAUGCCUCGCAAGGCUAUUAGGCCCUGUCCACGGCCUCUUGAAGGAGCUGCAGAUUGGGUCCCUGGCGAUCUUGUUGAGGUGUUCGUCAAUCCUGCUUGGAAGACUGCCGUGGUCGUGGAGGUUUUAGGUGGGAACGGAUUUUCUGUUAGGCUUGUCGGAUCCAACACCGAAUUCAGAGUCCCCAAAUCUCAUCUGAGGUUUCGUCAGAGUUGGAAAGACGGUAGAUGGUUCCUGAUUGGAAAGGGUUCUGGAAAUUCUACUGUGUCGAAGGUGACGAGGCAGAUUGAGGCUGCCAUGGAGCCUUAUGUCGGUGCUGAUGGAACUCGAAAGUCUCCCAUGAUUUCGGAAGGUGCGCUGAAGAGAAGAUCUUCCCCUUGCUUGUCAGGUGCUGAAUACCAUGCCGUGGCAAAGAAGAUUAGAUUGAUUAAACCACCAGAAGGGGCACCGUUCAUCUUUUCUGUGGAAGGAGGAGGAAGCAAAAGUGCGAAACCAUUCUUACCGCCCCCUAUCCGUCAAGAAAGUUGACGUAUAAUUGGUUCUGUUUACAAAGAAAGAAAUAAUGAAAGCGAAGUUCCGAC
Molecule: messenger RNA, 748 nt
Organism: Rubroshorea leprosula
Lineage: Eukaryota; Viridiplantae; Streptophyta; Magnoliopsida; Malvales; Dipterocarpaceae
Source: the annotation of a GenBank genome assembly